Messenger RNA from Acomys russatus (golden spiny mouse), 1848 nucleotides. RefSeq names its product liver carboxylesterase 1-like. Bases 59 to 1756 code for a protein of 565 amino acids. Gene Ontology annotation, molecular function: carboxylic ester hydrolase activity. Gene Ontology annotation, cellular component: endoplasmic reticulum; lipid droplet. Gene Ontology annotation, biological process: lipid catabolic process. Lineage: Eukaryota; Metazoa; Chordata; Mammalia; Rodentia; Muridae. The transcript has 14 exons. The record is from RefSeq and is a predicted model, not a curated record.
GGCAUUGCCUCAGAUCACCAGGCCUCUCACUGGACCCCAGAGUUACCAACCUCCCAGGAUGUGGCUCUGUGCUUUGGUCCUGAUCUCUUUCACUGGUUGCUCGACUCUGGGACACCCCUCCUCACCACCCAUGGUGGACACCAUACAUGGCAAAGUUCUGGGGAAGUACGUCAGCCUAGAAGGAUUCCCGCAGCCCGUGGCCGUCUUCCUGGGAGUCCCCUUUGCCAAGCCCCCUCUUGGAUCCCUGAGGUUUGCUCCGCCACAGCCUGCAGAGCCCUGGAGCUUUGUAAAGAACACCACCUCCUACCCUCCCAUGUGCUCCCAAGACCCACAGGCAGCACAGAUAGUCGCAGAGUUCUUUACCAACAGAAAGGAGACCAUUCCGCAAACGCUUUCUGAAGACUGUCUCUACCUAAAUAUUUACACUCCCGCCGACUUGACAAAGAGCAGCAGGCUGCCGGUGAUGGUGUGGAUCCAUGGAGGUGGACUCGUAAUAGAUGGAGCAUCAAUCUAUGAUGGACUGCCCCUCGCCACCCAUGAAAAUGUGGUUGUAGUGAUCAUUCAGUAUCGCCUGGGAAUCUGGGGAUUCUUCAGCACAGGAGAUGAACAUAGCCGGGGCAACUGGGGUCACUUGGACCAGGUGGCUGCACUGCGCUGGGUCCAGGACAACGUUGCCAACUUUGGGGGUGACCCAGGAUCUGUGACCAUCUUUGGAGAGUCAGCAGGAGGGUUCAGUGUCUCUGUUCUUGUGUUGAGCCCACUGGCCAAGAACCUUUUCCACAGGGCCAUCUCCCAGAGCAGUGUCAUCUUAAAUCCUUCUCUGUUUGGGAAAGAUGCUAGGCCCAUGGCUAAGAAAGUUGCUGCUCUUGCUGGCUGUAAAACCACCACAUCUGCUGUCAUGGUUCACUGCCUGCGCCAGAAGACGGAGGACGAGCUCUUGGAGGUCACACUGAAAAUGAAAUUUGCAACUAUUGAUUUUCUUGGAGACCCCAGAGAGAGCUAUCCCUACCUCCCUACCGUGAUUGAUGGAGUGGUGCUGACAAAGGCACCAGAAGAGAUCCUGGCUGAGAAGAGUUUCAACACUGUCCCCUACAUGGUGGGCUUCAACAAGCAAGAGUUUGGCUGGACCAUUCCCAUGUUUAUGGGCUUCCCACUCUCUGAAGAUGAACUGGACCAGAAAACAGCUGCAUCCAUCCUGUGGCGGGCCCAGGCCAUUCUUAACAUCUCUGAGAAUCUGAUUCCAGCAGUUACUGAGAAAUAUUUAGGAGGAACAGACGAUCCUGUUAAAAAGAAAGACCGGUUCCUGGACUUGCUUGGAGACAUCACGUUUGGUGUCCCAUCUGUAAUUGUGUCCCGUAGUCACAGAGAUGCUGGAGCUCCAACCUACAUGUAUGAAUACCAGUAUUCCCCAAGCUUUGCAUCAGCCAAGAGACCCAAGAAGGUGAUAGGAGACCAUGCAGAUGAUAUCUUCUCAGUUUGGGGAGCCCCGUUUUUAAAAGGGGGUGCUUCAGAAGAGGAGAUGAAUCUCAGCAAGAUGGUGAUGAAAUUCUGGGCCAACUUUGCUCGGAGUGGGAACCCUAAUGGUGAAGGACUGCCUCAUUGGCCAGAAUACAACCAGAAGGAAGGCUAUCUGCAGAUUGGAGUCCCAACACAGGCAUCUCAGAGACUGAAAGAUGAGGAAGUGGCUUUUUGGACUGAGCUCAGCACCAAGGAGGCAGUGGAGAAGCCAACCCAAAGGGAACAUGUUGAGCUCUGAUCAGGAGCCCAGGCAGGUUUGAAAGACUGGAGCCAGGAAAGGGGUAUAUACUCCACAGAUGUUGUUUCCAAAAUAAAAUAUUUUAUUUUUGA